AUGGACAAACACCAGCCUGGGAGCGGACAGGAAAGCCAGCGCCGACACUCGUAUUCCGGGGAGUUCGGCUUGGCCUCAGGGACCCUGUUUUCCUACUCGGGGUCGGACUGAUGGGGCCGCAUCACGGCUUUCGAGAUCUGGGAGCAUUGUAACAGCUACAUCAGUGGGUGCGUGGCGGGGAGAGAUGGAGGGAGGGCCAGUGGGUUUGGGGGCAGCGAGACCCUGCUCCCCCGCGAGCGGAUCACGCAGAUCUCGGGCAAACACUACACCUACGUUUUCCAGCUCAUCAUCUCCACCAACAAGAGGCGCAUCUUCUUCUUCGGCCAGCCGUACGGCAACUUCAACGCCAUCCCUCUGUCCCACACCGAGUACCUGGCCUUCCUCACCGGGCACUACAGCGGGGGGUCCCUCACGGGCAUCGCCAUGCACUGGGCUGAACCGAGGAAGCGGGAGUGAGAACGCCCCAGCGGGAUACCAGUGGCAGGGAGUUCCCCAGGCUAAGGGCAGCUUUUCUCCAUUUACCCUUCUUACCUUCAAGUCCAGAGAUCGUGAAGCCAAUUCCUUACUAGAA
Dermochelys coriacea (leatherback sea turtle) is the source of this 571-nucleotide messenger RNA. It is a transcript of the gene ZG16, whose product is annotated as zymogen granule protein 16. The transcript is spliced from 3 exons. The record is from RefSeq and is a predicted model, not a curated record. Lineage: Eukaryota; Metazoa; Chordata; Testudines; Dermochelyidae.